This is a messenger RNA of Amaranthus tricolor (Joseph's coat), 2845 nucleotides long. Its product is annotated as L-type lectin-domain containing receptor kinase S.4-like. Gene Ontology annotation, cellular component: plasma membrane. The record is from RefSeq and is a predicted model, not a curated record. The coding region runs from base 178 to 2229 and encodes 683 amino acids. NCBI's taxonomy places the organism in Eukaryota, Viridiplantae, Streptophyta, Magnoliopsida, Caryophyllales, Amaranthaceae. Gene Ontology annotation, biological process: protein phosphorylation. Gene Ontology annotation, molecular function: protein kinase activity; carbohydrate binding; ATP binding. The transcript has a single exon.
UGAAACUAGAUAAAUCAAUUGCGAGGGAUGAGACUGUGAGCCUGUUAUGGGUUCGAAAAUAUUUAAAUAAGAAUACAUUUAAUAAAUUCUACCAAAUUUAUUCCAUUUUCUUAUGUCUCAUUCUAUCAAUCAUAUUCUCUUCCUUCCUCAAUUCUCUUAGCCACAUCCAUUUUCACCAUGCUCAAACCUUUUCUAGCCAUCUUUCUAUGCUCCAUCCUAACACUCACAUCAUCACAACCCACUGAAUUUCUCUACCAAGAUUUCAGCAAAGCAGGAAACAACAUCAUCCUUCAAAACUCAGCCAAACUCAUCAACCAUGAAAAAUCCACCAUCAUCCAACUAACCAACACUACAAGCAGAGUAAUAGGCCAUGCCUUCUACUCAUCCCCAAUCAAAUUCAAAACCUCCCCAAACGGCACCGUUUCAUCCUUCUCAACCACCUUCACUUUAGGAACUGUCCCAGAAUUCAAAACCCUAGGCGGACAUGGAAUGGCCUUCGUAAUCUCACCAUCAACUAAUCUCCAAUCAGGCCUUCCCAGCCAAUUUCUUGGCCUUUUUAGUAAUUCAAAUCUGGGAAACUCUACAAAUCAUAUAUUUGCUGUUGAAUUUGACACUGUUCAAGAUUUCGAAUUCCUCGAUAUUAAUGAUCAUCAUAUUGGUAUAAAUCUUAAUACCCUAAUCUCAAAUUUUUCUGCUCCUGCUGCUUAUUUUCUGGAAAAUUCAACAAAAGUUAACUUAACCAUGAAAGAUGGGCAUACAAUUCAAGCUUGGAUUGAUUAUAAUUCAAAAACUCAUGUGAUAAAUGUCACUAUUUCACCCUUUCCAACAAAACCCACAAUUCCUUUACUCUCAUAUAAAUAUGAUCUUUCACAAAUUCUUGAAGAAAAUAUGUAUGUUGGGUUUUCUGCUGCAACAGGUUUACUUGCAAGUUCACAUUAUGUUCUUGGUUGGAGUUUUAACAUGAGUGGGCCCUCUUUAUCUCUUCCAAUGCCUUCCCUCCCACCACCCCCAAAUUCAUCUUCAAAGAAACACAAAGCAACAUUAGCAAUAGCUUUGUCUAGUUCAAUUUCGAUCUUCCUCGCCCUUGUUUUUGUUAUUAGUAUAUAUGUGGUUGUAAGAAUCAAAGAUAGAGAUGUAAUUGAGGAUUGGGAACUUACAAUUGGGCCUAAUAGGUUUCCUUAUCAUGAUCUAAGGGAAGCAACAAAAGGGUUUAGAGAGAAGGAAUUACUAGGAAGAGGUGGGUUUGGGAGAGUAUAUAAAGGAACACUACCAAAAACAAAUACCCAAAUAGCUGUAAAAAGAAUUAGCCAUGAAUCAAAGCAGGGUAUACAAGAAUUUGUAGCAGAAAUUGCAAGUAUUGGGAAACUUAGGCAUAGAAAUUUGGUACAAUUAAUAGGUUGGUGUAGAAGAAGAGGAGAUUUAUUGUUAGUAUAUGAUUAUAUGCCUUAUGGAAGUUUAGAUAAGUAUUUAUUUGAUCAAGAAAAAGCAGGACAUAUACUAAAUUGGGAGCAAAGAUUUAGAAUUAUAAAGGGUGUUGCAAGUGGAUUAUUUUACUUACAUGAAGGUUGGGAAAAAGUUGUUAUACAUCGAGAUGUUAAAGCAAGUAACGUGUUACUAGAUGGUGAUUUUAAUGGUAGACUUGGUGAUUUCGGGUUGGCUCGAUUACACGAUCAUGGGGCGGCACUUGGCACGACCCGAUUAGUUGGAACAUUAGGGUAUAUAGCACCAGAACUAUCAAGAACAGGACAUGUAACUACAAGUUCUGAUGUAUUUGCAUUUGGUGCUCUUUUACUUGAAGUGGUAUGUGGAAGAAGACCUAUUGAAAAUAGAUCUAAAAAUGAUCAAGAAAUUGUUUUAGUAGAUUGGGUUUGGAUGAAAUGGAAUGAAGGGAAAGUUAUGGAAGUUAUUGAUCCUAAAUUGAAAGGAAAAUAUGAUGAAAAAGAGGUUUUAAUGGUGAUUAAAUUGGGUUUAAUGUGUUCUAGUGAUGAUCCUAAGUUGAGGCCUAAUAUGAGAUUAGUAAUUAGGUAUUUAGAUGGAGAAAUUUCAUUGCCAGAGGUUUUGAGAGCUCCUUUUAUGGAUGAUUUAAGGAUCAAUGGAGAUGAACCACCAAUUGAAGAUUAUGUUUACUCUUUUGGGACAUCAUCUUCUGGGAUUAGCUUGCAUUCUUACAGUACUGGUAAUGGGAUUAAGGGUUAUAGUACCUAUGCUAGUUUAAGUCCUACUAUCUGAUGUUACAACUCCUUUGUUUACGGGGUAGGUCGAAAGAAGAAAAAAGAGGACGAUAAUUUUUAAUAUUUUUUUUGUAAUUUUGUUUUUGAGACGUAUUUUUGGCACAUUUUGGAGUUUUUAUUUGUGUAUACUAGUGAAUUUAAUAGGAUUGAGAAUUGUAAAUUUAUUUUUUUUGAAAUAUUUUGAAGAAGUUUUUUUCAUUUAUCUCUAUGUUUUUUGAAGGUAACUUGUAGCUUAUAUUAGUGUAAAUUCAAGGUUUGAAGGCCUGACAAAAAAGGUUUCAUACAAAUUUUCUCAAUAGUGUUACUAAUAUCCCAUCUAGCAAUUAUAUGGACUGCGGUUUUACCAUAUAUAUGAACAAAGCUACAUUUAAAAUCAGCAAAAAGGAACUAAUCUAAGAUAUAUUGUCUAAAAACAGGUAAAAGUGAGCUGCACCAACUUCCUUUAUAGAAUCGCCAUUCAAAUAGACAUAUUCAUAACCCAUUCUCCUUGCUAUUUCUAGAGCAAAUAUGACGGCAGCGGCUUUAGCAACGAAGUGUGUAUGCCAUUAGGGAGCAUCAUGAAUAAUGAUUCAUAAUUGAUGAUAGUAGUAAAUUUAGUUAUUAUACUUAGAGGA